Messenger RNA from Morone saxatilis (striped sea-bass), 1825 nucleotides. RefSeq names its product 2-oxoglutarate dehydrogenase, mitochondrial. NCBI's taxonomy places the organism in Eukaryota, Metazoa, Chordata, Actinopteri, Moronidae. Gene Ontology annotation, cellular component: oxoglutarate dehydrogenase complex; mitochondrion. The record is from RefSeq and is a predicted model, not a curated record. Gene Ontology annotation, molecular function: oxoglutarate dehydrogenase (succinyl-transferring) activity; thiamine pyrophosphate binding. Gene Ontology annotation, biological process: tricarboxylic acid cycle.
AUAAAUAUAAUGUGUGUUUGUUGUUCAGAUGUCGUAUUGUCAGCACAUCGGGGUGGAGUUCAUGUUCAUCAACGACCUGGAGCAGUGUCAGUGGAUCCGACAGAAGUUCGAGACUCCAGGAGUUAUGCAGUUCACUCUGGAGGAGAAGAGGACUCUGCUGGCCCGUAUGAUCCGCUCCACCAGGUUUGAGGAGUUCCUGCAGAAGAAGUGGUCUGCAGAGAAACGCUUCGGCCUGGAGGGCUGCGAGUCUCUGAUCCCGGCUCUGAAAACCAUCAUCGAUAAAUCCUCUGAGAACGGCGUGGAGAACGUCAUCAUGGGCAUGCCUCACAGGGGGCGUCUGAAUGUUCUGGCCAACGUGAUCCGUAAAGAACUGGAACAGAUUUUCUGUCAGUUUGACUCCAAGCUGGAAGCUGCUGAUGAGGGUUCUGGUGAUGUGAAGUACCAUCUGGGAAUGUACCAUCGUCGUAUCAACCGUGUGACGGACAGGAACAUCACCCUGUCUCUGAUGGCCAACCCGUCUCACCUGGAGGCCGUGGACCCCGUGGUGCAGGGGAAGACCAAGGCUGAGCAGUUCUACUGCGGAGACACCGAAGGCAACAGGGUGAUGUCCAUCCUCCUCCACGGAGACGCAGCGUUUGCGGGACAGGGUAUCGUCUAUGAGACCUUCCAUCUGUCCGACCUGCCGUCCCACACCACUCACGGCACCGUGCACGUGGUCGUCAACAACCAGAUCGGCUUCACCACAGACCCCCGUGUGGCUCGCUCGUCCCCGUAUCCCACCGACGUGGCUCGAGUCGUCAACGCUCCCAUCUUCCACGUCAAUGCCGACGACCCCGAGGCCGUCAUCUACGUGUGCAAGGUGGCUGCGGAGUGGAGGGCCACGUUCCACAAAGACGUAGUGGUCGACCUGGUGUGUUACCGUCGGAUGGGUCACAACGAGAUGGACGAGCCGAUGUUCACUCAGCCACUGAUGUACAAACAGAUCAAGAAGCAGAAACCCGUUCUGCAGAAAUACGCAGAGAAGCUGAUCGCAGAGGGCGCGGUCAGCAGGCAGGAGUACGAGGAGGAAAUUUCCAAAUACGAUAAGAUCUGUGAGGAGGCGUACGCUCGCUCUAAAGAUGAGAAGAUCCUCCACAUCAAGCACUGGCUGGACUCCCCAUGGCCCGGUUUUUUCACUCUGGACGGACAGCCGAAGUCCAUGAGCUGCCCCUCCACCGGUCUGACUGAAGAGAACCUGAACCACAUCGGACAGGUGGCCUCCUCCGUCCCUGUGGAGGACUUCACCAUCCACGGAGGUCUGAGUCGUAUCCUGAAGGGUCGCGGUGAGAUGAUUCGUAACCGCACUGUGGACUGGGCUCUGGGAGAGUACAUGGCCUUCGGGUCGCUGCUGCAGGAGGGAACCCACAUCAGACUGUCGGGACAGGACGUGGAGCGAGGAACGUUCAGCCACCGUCAUCACGUCCUCCAUGACCAGAACGUGGACAAGAGGAUCUGUAUUCCCAUGAACCACCUGUCUGUUGACCAGGCGCCGUACACCGUCUGCAACAGCUCGCUGUCCGAGUACGGCGUCCUGGGAUUUGAGCUGGGUUUUGCGAUGGCGAGUCCCAACGCUCUGAUCCUGUGGGAGGCUCAGUUCGGAGACUUCCACAACACGGCUCAGUGCAUCAUCGACCAGUUCAUCUGUCCCGGUCAGGCCAAGUGGGUCCGACAGAACGGCAUCGUGCUGCUGCUGCCGCACGGCAUGGAGGGCAUGGGUCCAGAACAUUCUUCAGCUCGUCCAGAGAGAUUCCUCCAGAUGUGCAACGACGACCCCGACGUCAUGCCG